Molecule: messenger RNA, 249 nt
Organism: Dicrocoelium dendriticum
Lineage: Eukaryota; Metazoa; Platyhelminthes; Trematoda; Plagiorchiida; Dicrocoeliidae
Source: the annotation of a GenBank genome assembly
AUGAACGUGGCCAUGCUGCAUCUGCGAAUAAGUUUAAAGUCAUCUACUCCCUACCUGAACGCUGCUUCAAAGGAUUCCGGAAUUAUAACAGAGGACACCACAACCACCGGGACGGGUACAACGCCAGUCAAGACUGCCCCAAUUAGUACAAGGAAAAACAAUAAUGAAGCUACAAAAGCCGUGAUCAAAUACCCAAUCACUUUUCUCGUUGUUAUCUUCAUUUGUGAGUUGUUGGCUCCUUUUGAUUAA